Messenger RNA from Danio rerio (zebrafish), 1408 nucleotides. Lineage: Eukaryota; Metazoa; Chordata; Actinopteri; Cypriniformes; Danionidae. The record is from RefSeq and is a predicted model, not a curated record.
AACUCCAAUGUUUAACUGUACAAUAAUUGUGUUUGUGCCUCAUAUUCUCUCACAGGAGCUUCCAAAAGUAGAGUCUAUUGGACCCAGUCUGGUCUGGCCGGCUGUAGCAGGGCAGGAUUUUGUCAUGUCAGAGGGCACGUUGACAUUUGAGAUUGGACAGAGUAGUGCUGGCCUGAACAUAGACCUCACACCAAACAUUGGUUCCUCCAAUCUGACACCCAAACGCUUCCAAGUGGUUCUCUCUGAUGCUACCGGUGGCGCACGGGUUCAUCCAGAAUUCGGGCUGGCGAACGUCACCCUGGUUUCAGACACAGAGACUCAGGCUGUGUGGGCUCUGCUGGACCAGCUACACCAGCCUCUGGAGGAGACCAUCAUCAACCGAGUCCUGCAUGCACUCAUCAAUAAAGUUAGCAGGGACAUCACUCCAGAGCAGCUAAUGGCAGUGCUGGAUGCCUCCAGCAAGAUUCUGAGUGAUGCUGAACAGACUCCUCUAAAAGACAGCAGUCGUGGGUUGACCUAUGAACUCCUGUGUGCCAUGGCGAACCCCAAUCGAACGGAUACUCAAGGUGUAAGCCAGCUGUCUGAGGUGGCAGAGCGCUUCGCAUACAGCCUGCUUACAGACAUUAAGUGUGGGGCAGAAGGAAAAAGAGGCAUAACCAUACUGGAUAAUUGCCCAUAUUUCACCAUCGCUGCACACCACUGGUAUCCCAUGCAGAUUAACGGGCAUACGUUCAUAGGCAAAAACACAGACACGUUUACCUUGCCGGAGACCCUGCUGGAGGUUCCAGCUCUUCCUGCUGAUAGCACAGCCCCGUUGGCUUGCUAUAAAGUGCACUUCACCGAAUACAGUACUGAGCACUGGUUCCUCACCAACAAAAAACCCAGCGCUUUAAAUGGCAAGGUUUUUUCAGUCAGUCUUUAUGGCAGAGGAUCUAAACCUCUUUCCGAAGGUCAAGAGGUUGUUUACCGUAUACAUACCCCAGAUCGACGAGGAAAACCAAAACCGAGCCAAUCUCUGUGCCUGCUGUGGAAUCAGGCUGCAGAAAGCUGGUUGUCUGAUGGCCAGUUCUGUCGUUUGGUGGACGACACUCAGAAUUAUGUAGAGUGUGCCUGUUCGCAUCUGUCCAUCUACACUGCAUAUGCAGAGAUUGAAAGCUUGGCUUCAUUCAAUGAGGCCUUCUAUGCUGCUGGCUUCAUUUGUAUCUCAGGGUUUGCCUUGGCCAUGGUGUCUCAUCUGAUGUGUGCAAGAUUCCUCAUGUUCGCUGCCAAACUCCUCACACACAUGAUGGUGGCCUGCUUAGGGACUCAGGUAAGAGCAAAUGCAACCAAUACUUUAAUCAAGCAGUCAAUUUUUUGCAUACCUAUUGUAGUUAGUCAGCUGCACCAACACUAAAACUAAAAUCCACAG